UCUAUGUCAGUUGAACAGCGACGCCGCUGACGACGCAGGUGAAAGCGACGCUCUCCCUCGAUCGAGCUUCAAGAAUAUCAGCGUAAAGAACCGUAAUCGAAGUACGGUAAAAAGAGAAGAAAAAACAAAACUUCCGAGGAAGAUUAAGAAGUUCGAUUUGACAAACCAACGACAACAAGAGUAGGAAUAAUUUUUUAUUUCUAUUCCUCGUCUUUUUUUCGUUAAAUUUGUUGGUUUUUUCCCUACAAAUUUUAGCCAACCGAAAGCUGCUGCUGAUAAAAUUUUACCACGAAAUAGUGAAUCAUUGAUUUUCACCUGAUUCGAUAGCGAAACAGAAAGAGAGAGAGAGAGAGAGACGAUCCUUGUUAGGAGAAAGUAAGCGGAGAGAGACUUGGUGAAAAAGUAUUUUACAACUUUUAUUACUGUACGUAUAAAUAGCGUUAUAAAGUUUCUGCAGGCUGUAUAUUGCAAAUCCACGACUGCAUUUCUUCGCUUCUGCAGUGAUAAUUAAUCCAUUACCGUGGCACAAAUUCAUGUGCUAAGUGUAAAACGAACGAUCGAGUUACCGAGAGUGGAAUAAACGUUGAGACGACUGAAAUCGUGGAAACAAGUGAGCUAAUAGUAUUAAUGACAAAUUUCAGAAGAGUGUCGAGGUGCUUUUUGAGCUUUGCAGUGAUCGGAGAAAAUUCAAGAGUAUAAAUAAUCUUUCGUUUUAAAUUCUUGCGGCGAUUCGCCAGCAGCGGUAGCAGAUUCUGCGAGACGGAUAUCGCAACUUCGUUCAUCGCUAUUUUGAUAGAAAAUAAACAACAAAUAAACAAGAAUACACGACAUAAUCGGCGACUUUAUCCAUCGCAGAAUAGUUGUUCGUUUCGUAUAUCGUUGUGUGUGAUAAUCAAGAAUUAAAAUAAAGUUGGUAUAAACAGCGUGGUAAAAAGUACAAGUAAAACAAAGGGCAGGGAGAGAGGAAGAGAUAUAUCGAAACGAAAAAUUGUGCGUGAAAUAAAACUUUAGACUGCACGCGCGACUUCAAGGCGGUACCAUGUCUUCUUCGGUGAAAUUCUACGCAAGGAUCACGAUUUUAUUACUGUGCGGACUCUGCAUCGGAACGACGCAAGGGCUGAACUGCUUUAUAUGCGGAAUGUACAACGACGGCGUCGGCAGCAUCACUCCCUGUCUAAAUUACACAGCUCAGAUGCAUCUGAACGAGUGUCCGACGGUUUCGUCAUGGUGUAUCAAAUAUGUCAGCGAGGGUUCCAUUGUUCGAGACUGUGUACCGGAAUGCCAACAGAAAGAGUCCUGGAGCACUAAAACAUACUGCUGUCGGGAAGAUGGAUGCAACUCGGCCCCCGGAUCGUCGUCGUCCACUUCCAGCGCCAUCAUGUGCGCCUUGGCAGUGUUCCUCAGCCUCUUCCUUCAGCAGUGGAGCAAUCUUCGUGGCUAAUAACGCUGCUCCGAGGGAUCCGUACAUAAACAACAACCGCGGGCGGUAACAGACCGUGAUUAAUUCCCCAUCUCACCCAGCGUCUCUGCUUCUUCUUCUUCUUCUUCUUCUUAUUCUUCUUAUCCUCCUUCCUAUUCUUAUUCUUCUUAUUCUCAUCCACUCAGAGUUCACGUUCCUUUAUCUCAUUUCAUCGUUCUCUUCUCGCCCACCUUCCACCACUUUAGCUGUCCUGUGUAUUGUGAUCGGAAAACAAACGAACAAAGGAGAAUCGGAUACAAAUAUCAAUAACAAUAAUUAUAUAAAUAAUAAUCAUAAUACGUUAUCCCUUGUUUCUUUAUUUUAUAGCGUUUAACACCGCGAGCCUUUUUAUUUUGCGAAUAUUAAAACUUGUCAACGAAAUUCACGAAAUUUUAUCCGAACCUUGCGGUUUUUCUUUCAUUUUGCUCUCUCAUCAUUCGUUUUCCUCAAAUAAAUAUUCGCUCUUUCUAGUCAUUAUCAUUAUUACUAUUAUUGCUAUUGGUAUUAUUAGAGUACAUAAUAGGUAUAUUUUUUCGUUGCAUUAUAAAUUUGUAAAUAUACGCAACUUUGACUAUUACUAAUAAUGAUAUUAUUAUUAAUAAUAACAUAGCUUGUAAACAUUGAGAAGAUACGUAGUUGUAUAAUCAGUUCUCACGAAGGAUCACAUUCUAAAAUACUAUAUAUAAUAUGAUAACGCGAUAAAGAUAAUUGUAACGAUAACGAUUACAAUACAAUAACAUGCAUACAUAUAUAUAUAGAAAGUAUAGAAGUAUAGAAAGAAGAAGAAUGAAAGAAAGAAAAAAGUAUCUAAUUGAGAGGAAAAAAAAAACACAUUCAUAGGUAUGAAUGAAACGAGAGAAAGUCGGUAAAACGAAAUGAAAAAAAAAAAAAAAAACAAACACGCGUCGUGACAGUAUAAAUAAAAUCAUCGCGCUUAAUGUACUUAUAUAAAUAAUAAACGAACACGAAUGAGCGCAGCGGUCGAUAUAAUAAAAUGCAAAAAGCAUAUUCUGCGGGAAUUCGACGCCAGAUUGAUACGAUAAUUUUGCUGCAAACGAUUUAAACCAAUUGCCCCCGUGCAGCGCCAUUAAUUGCAGCAGCAGCAGCAGAAGCAGAAGCAGCAGUGCCGACUGCUGCACUCCAUUUAUUUAUUGGAUUUUCAAUCAGGCGUCGAUGAGGGCGUGAUUUUUAUACCGCAUGCGCCUGCACUUUUCGGUUGAAUUUUUCACCUUUUGUUAGGCUAUAUUUAUAUACAUAUAUACAUAUGUAUAUAUGUAUAUAUAUACGUGUAUGAAUUGCCUCUCUCUUUUGGUCUCUGGGUGAGUAAUAAUUCACGGGAGUACCUGCAUAAAAUACACACAGAGACCCUCCGCGUGAAUAAUUUCGUGCGAUUUUCGAAUGUGACGGCAUCGACGAAAUGCAGAUUUUAUUAUCUCCACUCAGACGAGACGAUCUAUUUAUUGCAACCUCGUAUAAAUUAACUUCAAUUUCUGCAAAUGACGAGAUAUUUUUAACGGAUUUCACGAUCAGGAUUGGACAAAUAAUGCGAUUUUUCAUCAAACAACGAACUAAAAUCAUCCGAGGUUGUUGUACAAAUAUUCGAAAUAUUGGGAAAUAUUCACUUCAGAAAAUGCACUAUCAUUUUUUAGUAAACAAAUCUGGAUCAAUAGUUUUUUUGUUUUUUUUUAUUUUUCUUCCGAGUAAAUGAUUACCGCAACGCGUGACUAUUGAACAUUACAUCGCAAUUUGUUGAAAAUGAAUUUUACCAAAGAUGGAUUGCGUUUUUUUUUUUUGUUUCCUUCGUGUUUCUUCCGCUUCGCGAAUGUAGCAGAACGAGCGUAAUAAUAUGACGGAAAAAAAAAAAUUCCGCAAUUACGAUUUACAGUACAGAAUCAAUUAUAGUACAUUAUAAAACGUAAAUUACUACGCUAUACAAUGAUAAAUCUACCAGCAACUGAAAUACUAGCGUUAUAAAUUAUUAUUAAAAAAACGUCUAAGCUUUACGUGGAAUAACUACAUACAGAUAAUGUUAAAUGAUACAUAUAAUAUAUAUAUACAUAUAUAGUGUAUGGAUAUGUAUACCUAUUACACUUAUAAAACUAUUCGAAAGAGAAUAAAAGGAGGUGAAAAAUAAUAAUGCUAAUGAUAAACGAACGAAUAAAAAAAAAUUGAAUAAAAAUAACAGUGUUAAAGUAAUGAGGAAGGAAACCGAAAAUUUAAUCGAUUAUAAAAAAAAAUCAUGAUAAAAUAUAGCUUCGACAGCUUGAUAAAAUAUAUAUAAACAUACAUAUAUACAUAUAUAUAUAUAUAUAUUAAUCACCGUUUACUAAAUAAAUAUUACAGAUAUUAUAUAAUAUUAUUAUCGCGUAGUUAGUUAUUAUUUUAGACGAGUAUUAUUCAUUCAAGUAACACGUGUAUAAUUAUUAAAUUAUAAAAAUUACUCUCAAACGAUCGACGAACCGAGUACCUAUAGAAAAAUAAACGAUAUAUAUAUUACAAACAUUCUGCGAACGCAGGUGUUAUAAAAUAGUCCGACGACACGGAGUGUAUAACAUUUUUGUUUUAACGUAAUCAUUGAUUAAAAUCGCGAGAAAAUCAUCGCGAAAUGAUUGUUUGUCUAGAUUGAUCAUAUUUUGUGGGGGGUAAAAAAAAAAAAAAAGGAAAAUAUUAAAAUUGAUUUGAGGGAAUUUUAUCCAGUUAUAAAAAAUGAAAUGAAAAAUAAUAACAAUAAUAAUAAUAAUAACGACAAUGAUAAUCUAACGAGUUAGAAAACAGUACCAAAACAUCUACGUAACUUAUACAAUGCAUUGAAUAUUAUUAUACAUAAAUUAUUAUUAUACGAAUAAAUGGCAUACAUACAUAUUGAAGUUAGGAAUUUAGACGGUAAGGUUUAUUAUUACUAUUACUAAUAUUAUUACCAAGAUAUAUACUAAAAUAUAUAUAAUAAUACGUAUAUAUGAUCCAUUAUACCUUAAAAUAUAAUUAUUACUACACUUUCAUAGAAGAUAAUUUAUACAAAAAUUACACGCGUACGAUUAUCUGCAUACAUGUCGAAAUAGUGGCAAACUUGUACCUAACAUUGUAUUCGUUAUAGUUAUUCGCACGUCAUAUUGAGUCACCUAUUUAACGCGAUAUUGGGUAUUAUUUGCAUAAUUUCCCUGUAAUACGAUCGUAUUUGCAAAAGUAGUGGGAGAAAGAAUAGAAAAACUGUUUCUGCUGGCGGUUCUUUUGUCGGUGAGGAAAAGAACACAAUUAUUCAUUUCGCUCGACGUCGUGUAUGCUUCACCAUCUCAAAUUGUUCAUUCGAUCAUUAUUCUAAAAUCCGUAUAAUUGACUUUUUUGAUUUUGAUUGCAGCAAGCUUCAAUUCCAAUGGUCGAAGUUAAUCUUCCCAAAUUUUAACGCACGUCCUUCCUUGCACGCAGAAAUAUAGUCGUAUAUACAUAGUUUUAUCCUUAACCAAACUUUUCGAAAACCGUUUGGAUAUUCUCAGCACUCAGAAAUUUAACGUAUUAUAUCAAAUAUUAACAUUUAACGUGACGUAUUAUAAGUUAUACGUAAUCAAUCAAUUUCACUUGUAAUCAAUAUAAUUUAAUCAGUUUCUCACUAUCGUUAUUAUUAUUAUUGUUAUUAUUAUUGUUGUUCUUGUUAUUAUUGUUAUUAUCAUCAUCAUCAUCAUUAUUAUUGUUAUUAAUAUUGUUAAUGUAAUCAUUACACCUAUGCCCAGAUUAUGCAUAACUUUAUUAUCGUACGAAAUACUUUCGAGAGAACUUUGUGAGAGAUAUUAUAGAGAAGUUAAUUUUUUUUGCGAACAUGUAGGUCGAAAUAUAUAGUAUAUAAUAUGCAUUGAUCAUUUUUCGAUCAAUGGUUUGGCACGCAAUGUAGUAUUAGAAAAUUGAAAUUCAUUACAAAUUAUUAUGCACAGUUCUAUUCCACGAAUAUCUAUAUAAACAAAAAAAAAAUUGAAAAAAAAACUA
Messenger RNA from Neodiprion fabricii, 5434 nucleotides. Its product is annotated as lymphocyte antigen 6G. Lineage: Eukaryota; Metazoa; Arthropoda; Insecta; Hymenoptera; Diprionidae. Bases 1040 to 1441 code for a protein of 133 amino acids. The record is from RefSeq and is a predicted model, not a curated record. The transcript has 4 exons.